AUGGCGAUGGCGAAAAAGCUCGGUUUCAUUGUCAUUCUAUCAAUGUCUCUCCUAAUCGUCGAAUUCUCUCGCGCUCAGGAGUUGGAUUCUCCAUCACCGGCUAUCUCACCGGGACUUGAGACCCCAGCGGAUUCUCCUCUGCCACCGUCUUCUUCACCGGAAUCAGAUUCCUCUCCAUCACCUGUUUCAUCAUCGGAAUCAGAUUCAUCUCCAUCACCGGAAUCAGAUUCAUCCCCAUCACCGGUUUCAUCACCGGAGUCAGAUUCAUCUCCAUCACCGGUUUCAUCACCGGAAACAGAUUCCUUUCCACCACCGGUUUCAUCACCGGCACCUGAAUCCCAAACGGAUUCUCCACCACCGCCUCCUCCUGCUCAGCUGAAAUCUCCGUCACCAUCUCCAUCUUCAUCUGCGACGUCUCCCGGAUCAGCACCUGUUCCUGCUCCGUCCGACGAUGCCGACGAUGACGAUGCCGAUACGGAGACAGAGUAUUUCCCUUCUCCAACACCAUCGCCGGAAGUGGGACAAGCACAGGAAAUCAGAGCAAGCGAGGACGGAGAGGAACUCGACGAAGAGAUAGGCGAAGAUAAUGGGAUGAGCGGAUUGAAGAAAGCAGGGAUCGCCAUUGGAGCAAUACUCGGAGUAGGAGCGAUUGUAAUCGGAGCUCUUGUUUACAAGAAACGAAAAGAUAACUUAUCCAGAGCUCGUUACACUUACUUUCACCAAGGAGAAUUCCUUUAA
Molecule: messenger RNA, 738 nt
Organism: Thlaspi arvense
Lineage: Eukaryota; Viridiplantae; Streptophyta; Magnoliopsida; Brassicales; Brassicaceae
Source: the annotation of a GenBank genome assembly